This is a messenger RNA of Rhea pennata, 717 nucleotides long. RefSeq names its product mitochondrial pyruvate carrier 2 (gene MPC2). The record is from RefSeq and is a predicted model, not a curated record. Gene Ontology annotation, cellular component: mitochondrial inner membrane. Gene Ontology annotation, biological process: pyruvate import into mitochondria. The transcript is spliced from 5 exons. Lineage: Eukaryota; Metazoa; Chordata; Aves; Rheiformes; Rheidae. Gene Ontology annotation, molecular function: pyruvate transmembrane transporter activity. Bases 129 to 530 code for a protein of 133 amino acids.
CCUGACGCUGACCGGCCAGGCGGGCGGGGUGUGCCGGGAGCCGCCGAAGGACGGCGGGUCGCUGAGGGGCAGAGCCGCCGGCGACCACCGUCCGCUCCCCGGCUCGGCCCGCUCCGCUCCGCGCCGACAUGGCGGCCGCCGUGGCGGGGCUCCGCGCCUCCUACCACCGCCUGCUCGACCGCAUCGAGCUGAAGCUGCCGCCGCGGCUCCGGCCCUUCUACAACCACCCAGCAGGUCCCAAAACAGUGUUUUUCUGGGCACCUAUUAUGAAAUGGGGUUUAGUAUGUGCUGGAAUGGCUGAUAUGACCAGACCGGCAGAAAAGCUGAGCACAGCACAGUCUGCAGUAUUAAUGGCUACAGGCCUUAUUUGGUCAAGGUACUCUCUAGUUAUUAUUCCUAAAAACUGGAGCCUGUUUGCUGUGAACUUCUUUGUUGGCUGCGCUGGUGGUUCUCAACUCUUCCGAAUAUGGAGGUAUAAUCGGGAGCUAAAAGCAAAACAACAAGAGCAGUUGCCACAAAAGGAUGCUUAACCCUACAGCCCAAACCCAGCUACACACAAACCCUUCCCAGUGGGACCUAGCGUCACUAAUUUUAAUAUUUUCCUCUAAGUAAUGAAAGAGGAAAUCUAAAUAUCUGAAGAGCAAGAGUUUUCUAAGUGCAAAUAACAAAGUAACUCUAUGCAUUUAAUUAAAGUGCAACCUUUUAAAUUUAAGUAAA